AUGCCGUCGUCAUAUGCUCGUCCUCAAACAUUCCCGCAGAUGCCUGUUGUUCGACCUCAAACCUAUGUUCAGACCCAGACUUCAGUGAGGAAGAUUUGUUUACGGGGACCCGCAGGUCCACCGGGACCUCCUGGUAAAGAUGGAGCGAAUGGCAAUGAUGGUAUGCCCGGACCCGAUGGACCACCAGGAGAGGAUGCAGCGGGAGGAGGUGGUGGACCAUCAACAACGGAAAUGUGCUUCAAUUGUCCACCUGGCCCUAUGGGCAGACCGGGAAGGCCAGGACCCAAGGGACCUCCUGGCCAACCUGGGCAACCAGGCAGUAUGGGUACA
Messenger RNA from Cylicostephanus goldi, 330 nucleotides. The record is from the annotation of a GenBank genome assembly. Lineage: Eukaryota; Metazoa; Nematoda; Chromadorea; Rhabditida; Strongylidae.